AUGAAGGAGACGGUGAUCAGAACCACUACAAAAUGGUGGUACUACCGAGACGUCAAGCAGACAUCAACUCCAGUUGGUGAGUAUGUAGUCGAUGUCCGCACAAGUCGCACCAUUGGGCGAUUCCCAUGUCCACCAACGAUGAUCGUUCUUCAUGAGAAGAGAAUUCCCAUGAAGGAGGCGGGCGGCGAACAGCAACCCAGCGAGACGAUUGCCAUUUUCAUUCCGGUCCCCUAG
This is a messenger RNA of Necator americanus (New World hookworm), 234 nucleotides long. RefSeq lists its product as uncharacterized. The coding region runs from base 1 to 234 and encodes 77 amino acids. NCBI's taxonomy places the organism in Eukaryota, Metazoa, Nematoda, Chromadorea, Rhabditida, Ancylostomatidae. The record is from RefSeq and is a predicted model, not a curated record. The transcript has a single exon.